AUGUCAGAUAAACUUCGGCGGCUUGCUCUCAAGGUGAAAGAAAAAGUGCAUUUAUCACAGUUCAACUUAUUCAAUAAGCAACCAAAUAACCAACAUGAGACAGGUGAAAAUAGAAUUUAUGUUCCUGUGCCGAGAGUGAGUGAGAUUGCCGAAAAACUUAAAUAUGAAACAGUCAGCAAGAAAGUAAGAGAGAUGGUUGCUAGAUAUGAAAAAUUCACGGGCGUGGAGGAAAUCAUGGCGAUCCAGAACACUGUCGUUGAUGCACAGGACAGAUUCAUAGCAGCGCAGGAACGUAGAAGGGAUGUUGGUCGUCAGCUCGCUACCUUAGAGUCCAGGCUGAAGGAGCUUCACGCUGAAAUGCAGAACACUAUGAAGGGUGAUGAUAAGUACUUACAUCUUUGCACAGAGGAACAUAAGCUUAUAAUUCAAGAGCGAGCUCUCCGCACGCUAUUUGCGGAUGCAGAACGAGAAGAGCGCGAGCUAUUCGCUACGAUGUCAGCGGCAGUGAAGUUGGGGCACGAACGGGAACGGGCGCACGCCGAAAGAAAUAAGUAUUGGUAUAUUGUCGCGUCUAUAUUUGGGACAGUGUUAGGCAUCGCCGGUUCGACGAUAAACAAUCAUCUUAAGAUGUCGGAGUUCCGAGAAAUGAUGGAACAGCAAAUGGCUCGGAGUGCGAGUGUCCUGUACACCAUAGCUGGAGGUAGUUCAGCCAGCAGGGCCGACAUCACUGAAGCUAUGAAGACUGAGUUCGCUUAUCAGGACCAAUUGCAAGAAAACUUAAAAGAAAUGCAAGCCAAUAUCAACCAGCUGGUCACCAAACAGACAUCUUUGAUAGAACAUCUCCACCAACGCGAAUCGUCUAUGGACAGUCACCUCCGAGAACUACGCCGUACCAUUCUGAUCGCAUCUCAGACUAGUGCUAAAUCUGAUGCGGAACUUGCCAAAGCACUAUCAGUAGUCCACCAAGAUCUAGAGGAUGUCGACCACAACCAGUUGGACGCGCAAAACAAAGUUAUGCUGGAGCCGAAUCAAAUUAUUACCGGUAUUGGCUUCAUUAUGUGCAUGGCAGUCAUUGUUAGCAGCAUCAUUGGGAGAGUAAGUUGA
This is a messenger RNA of Arctia plantaginis, 1104 nucleotides long. Lineage: Eukaryota; Metazoa; Arthropoda; Insecta; Lepidoptera; Erebidae. The record is from the annotation of a GenBank genome assembly.